CUCUGCUGCCGGAGGAGCGCAAAGGAAAACGCGCAGUCCGUUGGAGCGGGAGCAGCGCUUUACCCUCAUGAACUCACAACGUACAAAAAAUAUACCUAUAUAAUUUUGCUGUCUUCACACACACCUGAACAAUUCCACGAAGAAGUUUUGCCAGUGUCGAGGAGUCUAGAAUAAGAAAACUCCAAAACUAAAGACAGAAUGGAUGUUUCACUGCUCUUCUUUCUGCUUCUUUUGUAUGGAUGUCAGCCAAAAAUGCUGCUGGUGCAGAUGUGUGAUGUGGCCACUGAGAUUUUGCUGGAAAAGGAGCGUUGUGAGAAUAGCAUCUCUGGGAACGUCACUUCAGGUUGCCAAGGCAUGUGGGACAUCAUUGCCUGUUGGCCUUCAGCCAGAGUCGGAGAAGUGGUUACAAUAACUUGCCCCGCUUACUUCAGCUACUUCAGUGACCAUCACAAAGGUAAUCUCUCCAAAACCUGCACAGCAGAUGGCUGGACCGAGAUGGAAGCUGUUGACGUUGCCGUCAUCUGUGGCUACAACCUCAACGGCACUAGUGAUGAUGGAAAGUUUUUCUUGCAAGUGAAGAUUGGCUAUACUAUUGGUCACAGUGUUUCCCUAAUCUCUCUCACAAUGGCCAUUGUGAUUCUCUGCAUCUUCAGGAAGCUCCACUGCACAAGGAACUACAUCCACAUGCAUCUAUUUGUGUCAUUUAUCCUAAAGGCCAUUGCUGUGUUCAUCAAGGAUGUGGUCCUCUACGAAGUAGGGGAGGUGGACAGCUGCUCCCUAGGCUCGGUUGGCUGCAAAGCAGUGAUUGUGUUCUUCCAGUACUGUAUAAUGGCCAGCUUCUUCUGGCUGCUGGUGGAAGGCCUUUAUCUUCACGCGUUAUUGGCUGUCUCUUUCUUUUCUGAGAGGAAGUACUUCUGGGCUUACAUUCUGAUUGGCUGGGGAGGUCCAAUAAUUUUCAUCACAGCCUGGAGCUUUGCUAAAGCCUAUUUUAAUGAUGUGGGGUGCUGGGAUAUAAUUGAGAACACUGAUGUGUUCUGGUGGAUCAUUAAAGCCCCCAUUUUGGCAUCAAUCCUGAUGAACUUUAUUCUCUUCAUUUGCAUCAUUCGAAUACUACGCCAGAAGAUCAAUUGCCCUGAUAUUGGAAGAAAUGAGUCCAACCAGUACUUGAGACUGGCGAAAUCAACGCUGCUUUUGAUUCCUCUGUUUGGGAUCAAUUUCAUUGUGUUUGCAUUCAUCCCAGAGCAAGUCAAGACUGAGCUGCGGCUAGUUUUUGACUUGAUUCUGGGGUCAUUUCAGGGCUUUGUGGUCGCAGUCCUUUAUUGCUUCCUGAAUGGAGAGGUCCAAGGAGAGAUCAAGAGGAAGUGGCGAAGGUGGCAUCUGCAGAGGUACAUGGGCUCUGACACCAAAUACCAACACCCAUCUAUUGGCAGCAGCAACAACUUCAGCACCCAGAUUAGCAUGUUGACACGUUGCAGCCCGAAAACACGUCGGAGUUCUUGCGCCUGUCGCGAUGACUUGUCUAGUAUAUGAUUCAAACAUACAUGAUGCCCAAGAUAUUCUCAUCCCAAACAGAGAAGACGCAGCAUAUAUAAGCUAUAGCAUAAAAAAUGGUAACACUUGCUCAGUGACACAUACACUCAAGGAGAAUGGUUGAGCUCAUGGGUUUGACAGGGAAAAAAGAACUGAGUGAUGAGAUAACAGGAAAGAUUUAAAAAACAGCACGACUAUCAGCUUCUCAGCAGCUUUUAAUCUACAUUCUUAAAAAAAAACAUGGGUUUAAGUGAUAAAGAUACAAGUGCUUUACUAGCACAGCUUUUGCACAUUUGAAGGAGGGUCAUUGAGUUUUUGUCUGUCACGGCUCAGUGCACAUGUACAGGUGAAUUUGUGAGUCUUAUCAUUUAGUGACUAUUUGCUUUACUUAAAAAGCUUAUGAUCUGCUGCUAUGAGGUUUGUUGCAAUGCAUGCUUUUAAAAGAAAAUCCCCAGUUUGUCAUCAAAGUUCCACAUUUAUUAUGCAGCUCAACAUUUGCUGAUCUUCCAUAACUGCCACUGUUGACAAACCUCACAAAAGGCACAAGCAUUUAAGCAAAGCUAAAAACCUAGGGCAUGGUUAAAAACUAAUUGCCUCCUUCCAGUGAGGCAAAUCAACCCUGCUUUCCUUAAAUACAUUCUACAAUCAUCCAAAAUAAAGAUUCACCCCCUGGUGGUUGGAAGUGUAAACAUAAAUGACACUAACUGAAAAUGGCUCCUGCAUAUCAUUAUGGAUAAUUUGGUAAAUCAAGUUCCCUGGGUGCUCAGACAGUGGGCAUUACAAAAUGUCAAAUAUUGAUGAGGUGAAUCCAGAACUACACCUGCAGACACGCAAUCUGAUGUAGAGUAAUUAUGCCCUGAUUAAAAGUUACUUAGUGGAUUCUUGCAGAUCCAACUGGACAAGGCUGGUGCAAAGACAGCCAUUACAAGAAAAGGAUUAGAUUGUGUUUAAAAAGGAAAUUUGAUUAUUUUUAUUGCUAUAAAGUGUGCAGUGAUGUACUGGCAAAGAAAAAGUGGGUGUUCUUGAGCAGUGAACCUAAGUGGUGACUUUCAGGAUGUUUUAAACUGUAUUUUAGAACAAAACCGUGUGCAACAUUUUGUUUCCUUCACUGUAUAGGAAAACAGAAAGAAAGGCUGACUGAUAACAGGCAUGAAACUUUAUUUCCUUAAAUGUGAAACGAAUGAGUCUUCAGACACGAUGACCAGUGCGAUACUGAUUCACAGUGAUGGAUCUGGAGUACAAAUGCCCUUCUCUGCACUAUCACUCUCUUAAGAGACUGAUUGUCCUUUGCCUUCCCUUUUAUGAGUACAGCCACCCCUCUUGUUUUAUGCAACCCUGAGCCUGUACAGUUGAAGGUUUUUAUUAUGUGAGGCAGCCUGGCGGUUCUGUGCUAAUCACUGAGUGCCGUUUCAGUGUUUUGAAGAGACACUUUUGGUCUAAUCUUCACUGGCUGUCAGGCAGCACAGCAGCUCUGGAGAGGCAAUGCCUUUAAACAGUCAGUCCUUGAAUGUUUACUUUUACUUGGGAGGAGUCAUUUAACGUUGGACAUUCAGUAUGCAGUGUAAAGUAAAAAGAAUUACUGUAGAUUCUUGUGCUUUAUGUAGUGCAUUGUGUAACGGUAAUAUGUCACUGUAAUGGUUGUUUGUUCACAUUACUGUAAUAUGUGGGAUUCAAUGCCUUGCCAGAAACAUGCUCCUGUACAAGCGAGACUAUGUAGCAGACUGUUUUAUUGUCAAGCAUAGUGCAGUAGGCCAUACAUUGUGAUUAAUCAUAAUACAAAGAUGUUAUAGGGCAUGUAUAGAGUAGUUUUCUUGUUUUUUUUUGUCUGACUCCUAACUUUUUAAUCCAUCAUUUUAAAAAUUAAAUUGUCAGCUGACUUGUCAGAUUUAAACUUUUCCUUUGGAGGAGUUUGAACCUGACACUUUAGUAGAGACAAGUGGAUGACUGGCCCUGUCACCAUGAUGUUAUUGUUCUUCUCAGCUUAUAAGAUUAGACUUGAAAAUCAGGUCCAGCUUUACCAGGAAUUAAGACUCACCACAACCUGUUGCUGAUUGACAGGGUCAGACCGCCAAAAACAUGCUAACAAAAA
Messenger RNA from Monopterus albus (swamp eel), 3619 nucleotides. It is a transcript of the gene vipr1b, whose product is annotated as vasoactive intestinal peptide receptor 1b. The transcript has 13 exons. The record is from RefSeq and is a predicted model, not a curated record. Bases 199 to 1530 code for a protein of 443 amino acids. Gene Ontology annotation, cellular component: plasma membrane. Gene Ontology annotation, molecular function: peptide hormone binding; G protein-coupled peptide receptor activity; vasoactive intestinal polypeptide receptor activity. Gene Ontology annotation, biological process: adenylate cyclase-modulating G protein-coupled receptor signaling pathway; cell surface receptor signaling pathway. NCBI's taxonomy places the organism in Eukaryota, Metazoa, Chordata, Actinopteri, Synbranchiformes, Synbranchidae.